Porites lobata is the source of this 1488-nucleotide messenger RNA. NCBI's taxonomy places the organism in Eukaryota, Metazoa, Cnidaria, Anthozoa, Scleractinia, Poritidae. The record is from the annotation of a GenBank genome assembly.
AUGCAUUUCACAUCCGAUAAUGAUACUCUGGUUUGUGGAUGUCUAUUAGCCUCUUGCGAGGACUACAGAUGCCCGUUUGAUGGGUUAGAACUUGAAGAAAGAAAACCAACAGUUACCAUCAUAAAUCCUCUAAAUAACGUUUCCCUGUCAGAUCCGCAUUUUGAACCUGUCGAUGCUAGAAACUUCGUGUUGUGGCCCUCCGCUCCACCAAGCGCUUUGACUGAAUGUACUUUUAUGGAACAGGAUGAAGGACCUUCCUGGGUGUCGAAGGUGCAGAGAGAGAUUCCGUAUUUGUUCUCAGGUUCCUACAUCAGCCUUAACGAUGAAACAAUUUUAGUUGGUAGUCCAGAUCACAAAUAUGUCACGAUGUUAAAUGUUGGUCUACUGCAGAAGGAGUCCGACUCGACUUACUCCUCGAACGUUAACAUGGGUGUCAGGGAGAUUAUUUUUUCUAUGGAAGGCGAUGCAAUAUACGUUGUAAGUUCAGGCAGGUUUGUCUACAUUAGUUCAGAAGUGGUAGAGAUAACCAUCUGGAAACUGUCAAGUCGAGAAUUUUUGAAGACAAAGACAUUCUUUGGCCCUGUGUCGAUUGUUCCAACGAAGGAAGGUCUUGUACUCUUUAAAAAUGAUCGUGUAGCAGAGUUGUGGAAUUUCGACCUGUCGGAGUGCAUUCGAAGUAUUGUUAAACUUACCAGUGAUACUAGUAUUGUGUAUUCAGUAACCUUGAUACCAGUAUCAGAUGAACUGAUAGCCUUUUAUUAUUCGCCACAAUCACGGGAAUCAAUUUAUAUCAGAAGUCUAGAAGAAUCUGAAGAAAACGAAAACUUACACGACGACCUGUUAGAGUGUACACCUCUCGAGGAUUGUACAGAUUAUUGUCUUGACGUUAUGAGCACAACCGGCGUUCAGGGGAGAAAGCUUGUGUCCUCGCUAAGGUUGACACGUUACGACGAAUGCGGAUACUUAUAUAGCAUUUCAUGCAAUAGUCCGAGCAAUGUUUUGGUUUGCCGUUUUGCAGGGCAAUCCUGGGGACCUAUAGACGAGGGGGUGGUCACAGUUAGUUUAUUAAACAAAGGAUCAAUUAAGUGGGAACGAAUCGCGGAUAAUUCAUAUCUUCGCGACGAACACAUGAUUUUCUCGCCUAAGAAUGAGUUUGUUGUUACGUGGAACACUCUCGACGAAGGUCAAGGUCUACAUGUUCUUGACGCAGAUACUGGAGAAACACUGCACGUCCUUCUUAGAGACCAGAACGACAUUAUUGAAUGUAAGUUUUUAAAUGAUGAAACUCUCGUAUGCUGCAGUGGGGACAACUUCCUUCGAUUGUGUAAUGUCAGAACCGGACAUCUGCUAAGUGUUCUAGACAUUGGAGAGCAACCGCUCUGUUUGGGAGCCUGUCUGAAUCAGCCUCUUGUCGCCAUCGGUUUGUCCGGCACAAGAAUAAAAUUCGUCCACGUACAGUUGCCAACAGAAUCUGAAAAGAAGUAUUAA